AUGGGGGGGCAGCCGACAAGGGACCCCAAUGGCCGAGGUGAGCGGCCACAGCCCACGUGGGCCUCGUGUCACAGCCCCAACACCAAUACCUGCCAGGACCUGGGCAACACCAUCCUGGUGCUGCUGGGCCUCGUCGUCUCUAUCAAUCUCGGCGUCAACACGGCGACCCUGGUCAGGGCAGGGCCAGCCACGGGGGCUGCACAGCUUCCCUCCCUGGGCCGCCUCUCCACCCCUCACCUCUCCCCCAUCCACAGAAGCCCUCAAGUCCUCUUCACCAGGAAGCGGCACACCUCACAGCCCUCGAGGAAGCAGAGCGCCAAGGACGUCCACUUGGAUGCCCCGUGGACCCUGUGCCCCCGAGACCUGCACCCAGCCAUCUGCUCCCACAACUGGGAUUGUCCCAAGGGCUGGGAAGCCUCCAAACUCGCCCAGGAGAUGUGGGCGCCCUGGGCCCAGGACAGCCUGGAGUCAGCUGCCCAGACCAUCUGCUCCCAGGAGACCAUAGAGGGAAGGCCCCUCAAAACUCAGAUCCACUCUGAGCUGGGCCUCGAGGCUUAUGUGUACCCUGGUCCAGACUUACCGGGAGUGAGUGGCACCCCCAGAGCCCCCAGCAACAGCAUCAGCGUCCUGGGGGUCCUAGCCCACCUGCGUCCCUCAGCGAGUUUUCUCUGUGACCCACCGGGACUGCCAGUGCAGGGGAAGUGA
Messenger RNA from Choloepus didactylus (southern two-toed sloth), 705 nucleotides. Its product is annotated as spermatid maturation protein 1-like. Bases 1 to 705 code for a protein of 234 amino acids. The transcript is spliced from 5 exons. Lineage: Eukaryota; Metazoa; Chordata; Mammalia; Pilosa; Megalonychidae. The record is from RefSeq and is a predicted model, not a curated record.